AUGCUCUGUACCGCUCCGGAAAACUCCUUCUCUCCGGCGACGGUUCCACCACAAGCUGGCCGUCCUCCGGAUCCAGGCCCAUCCUUGCCUCUUCCACAGCAACUUGCGACUCCUGAUCCGGCAAGCUUCCCUCCGCUCAACUUCAAGAUGGCUCUUGCCGGUCCAACACAGACCGCUCCGCCCAAGCUUAAUCAAUGGACCUUCGUUGGAGAACAUGACCUGGAACCCGGACUUUUUGGUGGCGAGCCGGAGCUCAAGGUCUCUGACAAGUUUAAGGAUCGUCUUUGUUCAGCAUGGAAGAAAACUCUCGUAGUCAGACUGCUUGGGCGUUCGAUCUCCUAUGCAUACCUGUGUUCCCAACUCCGGUGGAAAUGGCGGCCAACCGGAAGACUGGAUAUUUUGGAUCUGAACGAUAGAACUUUUCUGGUCACGUUUCAUAAUGAUCAAGAUUUCCUUCACGCGCUCACCGGGGGACCAUGGACAAUUCUGGAUCACUACCUUGUCGUCCACCAAUGGUCGCCGUCGUUCAGAACUGCUGAUAAACCCCACAAAUCGGUUGUAGCAUGGAUCCAGCUGCCGGAGCUUCCGGUCCAUUUUUAUCACCGGGAGGUCCUAUUUGCGUUGGGGAAUCUUAUUGGCAGAACGGUAAAGCUCGAUUAUCACACGGAGAAUAUGGAACGUGGGAAGUUUGCUCGGAUAGCGGUGGAAUUAGACAUGACGAAGCCGCUGGCGACUCGGAUCCGGCUGGACGGGUUCUGGCAGACGGUCCUUUACGAGAACCUACCGGAGAUUUGCUUUGAAUGUGGCAGGAUAGGCCACACCGAGGAGAUCUGCCCCAAAAAAGUGUGCAAUGUUGCUAACAGUUCUUCUACUUCAGCAACCACCGUCCUCCCCAUCGAAGGAUCGUCGCCACCGUCGGAGUCACCGGCCGGUUACGGGCCGUGGAUGCAAGUGACGAGGAAGAGUAAAAGACAGAAUAGGAAAGCAGCGCAAUUUGGGGCCAGUAACCAGGGCGGAGACUCAGGGCGCGGGGGAAUAUCUGGGAAAGCCAAUCCUAAAGCAAACCAACAGGGAAAGGGCGAGCUGAUCAGACCCAGCUUGGGAAAGGACGCGAAAGGAAAGGCAGUUUCUAAGGCAGAAGACAAGAAAGGAAACUCCUCGGCUCCGAAAGGGAAAGUAGGGGGGAACGACAACGUCUCUUUGUCAGAGAUUAAUGGAUCGACUACUCAGGAAUGGAGGCCCGUUGGGUUGAAGGAAAGUGAUAAAAAGCCCCAAGCCCAAGGAGACUCUCACAGGUCAGGAAAGCUAACUGGGCCAAGCCCACCAGACCAACCGACGGACCAAAACGGGGUUGAAGGAAUCUCGAGCCCAGUCCCUGGUGCAUGUACAUCUAUUCUGAUGAUCCCAUCUCCACCUCAUCCAACAACGAAAGAAAAUUCGGACCCCAAUCGGCCGACACCGUCGAUACGCCACCGCUCCCAGAAACCCAAAUCGCAGCAAACCUCGGCGCGGGAAAUCAAGCCGAAAAUCAUGAAAGAAGCGUCCAAAAAGCCGUUGUCUCAGAGUUCCCAGAAGGCGAGGAAGCUUCUGCAGGAUCUGUCUAAAACGCCUAAUUUCCCCAUCAACCCUCAAUCCAUCAUAGAGUUCAUGAAUACCAUGAAGAGGCCCUCCGAGGGGAACAUGCAAGCAGAUGGCGGCAUAGUAAAUGACUCGGCGAUGACGGACAACAGUGACCAGGCCAGUGUAUCCCCGCCGGACAUCGAUGUGAUUGUUGGCCAGCCGGCCACUGAAACUUAG
Messenger RNA from Linum trigynum, 1797 nucleotides. NCBI's taxonomy places the organism in Eukaryota, Viridiplantae, Streptophyta, Magnoliopsida, Malpighiales, Linaceae. The record is from the annotation of a GenBank genome assembly.